This is a messenger RNA of Procambarus clarkii (red swamp crayfish), 3407 nucleotides long. RefSeq lists its product as uncharacterized. The record is from RefSeq and is a predicted model, not a curated record. NCBI's taxonomy places the organism in Eukaryota, Metazoa, Arthropoda, Malacostraca, Decapoda, Cambaridae. Gene Ontology annotation, biological process: DNA recombination; DNA integration. Gene Ontology annotation, molecular function: DNA binding.
UGUGACACUAGUGGAAGUUUUAUGCUGUCCGUUCAUAUAAUUCUCGAUUCUAAAUAACCGCUGCAUUAUGUAGGAAUGCGGAGGAAUUUCUGAUGGAGGAGAAGACAGUUGCACAGCGCGAUCCGCAGCGCAGCGCGCGGAGCGCCGCGGGGGGCCUAUAUAUAGCAGAGAGGAGGGGUCAUGCGUUCUUUCUUGUUCCAGCCUCGCUCCGCUUCACAAGUCUUAGAAAAAAUUUUACGUUACAAAUUUAAUUAUGUACUUCUUUAAGGCAUUUAAUUUCCUACUAUUUACUCUUCUAUUAUGCAUUAACUUAUUUUCCGCUACAUUAUUCCCGUAAUUACUUAAGGAUUAUGGACAUUCGCUUUUUUGUACUUCCCUUAUAUGUUACACGGUUAUUAUUUAUCCCGGUUAUUCACUGAUGUAAUUAGGUAUUCUAUACUAAUUCUAAAACCCUCUUUUGGUUGUUGGUACUUCCCUCAUCCUGUAACGCUGUGCUACUAGAGGCUUUCCAAGUUUGUAAUUACUACGCAAUACUAUGUAUUCUCACAAACCAAUCAGUCUUACCCUAUCCUAACUUAAUAAAAAAUCUUAAUCGCAAUAGUUAAUUAAUUACGCUGCUUGUUUCUCCCAGUUUGGGGGGUGUUCUUCUUGGAAUUGUUAUUUACGGUUUAACGAGAAACCUUAAACAUUGAUGCCUUCCUUCUGUCAUUACUUCGUCGUCACACCUUGGCCUACCCUACCGUAAUUAGUUACUGUUCACAUUUGUGCCUUCCUCUUAUUUAUUGGGGCACCGGGGUUUUUCUGGACUAUAUUUAAAACUACAAUUAUGAAGCCUUUCUAAAUUUAUUUGGUUACUUUUAGAUUUACACCUAUGCUUUAGAUAUUGGGAAUUACUAUAGGAAAAUUAGUGCUGUAGGUAUUUUCCCGGUAGCCGCAUGUUUUUUUUUUCCAAAUUUUUUUUUGGGGGGAUAUUUUCAAGAGGUGGCACGGGCAUGUCUCCCGACAUAUGCUUGUUUCUUCGGCCUCCAUUGUUCCAUUCAAUAAUUUUAUAUAGGCAACCUCGACAGAGGGCUGCGUUGCAUUUCAACGCUCCUUGUCUGCCAUGGUAUUUUUAAUUUCGGGACUUAUUGUAGGUCUUCUCUUACAUUGCGUUAUUCUUUCACAUUCUUAUUUUCAAAGUUUUCCUUUUUCCAUUUGUACUCCAGUACGCAUGGGGUUGUUACUUAUUCUUCUUCUCUCCCUCAUUCAUUUUAUUUAUUGGUGAUAUUUUUGUUCUGGUCUGCAUGACCACAUGGGUUUGUCGACAAUCAAACUCAUUCUUUUCAUUGGUCCAAAUUCUUCACCCUGCCUUUGUUUUCAUUCUCUGUUGGUAAUUAUUUUAGUUAGAUGACGUUCAUUAGCAUUAAUUAAGUUAAACGAUUCGUUUAUGUUUUGACAACUGGCGGAGAUGGUACAACAUUGUUGGCCUUAAAUUAUAUUGGUGGGGGCUGUAGCCGUGUAGUAGCUAUGUCGUUGCCAACUCACUUGCCCUUUUUCCCUCUUUUACACAGGGACGAGAAUCAGGUCAUCCCACCGUCUCCAUCGAGGAAGAGGACACGGGUGGCCUCCACGAGAGGACACCAACGUGGAAGAGCAAGGACGCAGCCAGCAAGGACGCGGGCAAAGCCAGCUCGCUAUGCUUCCCCCUCUUCGGGGACGUCAUCGGGGGACUCGGAAGUGGAGGAUGACCAUGUACCAAGGAUCAGACCAGCAGAAACCGCUGAGGCCGGAGCAACGUCACUACCGACAAUAAUUUCAGCAGAAGACUGGGCAACGCUACAGGCACUUAUCACGCAGGCUCGGGAUACCUCUGUGGACGCGAGCAAGCGCGACGUUGGAAACACCGUGGAUGUCACUGCUGGGCAGACCUCCCCUAUAGUAGGACGCCCGCGACAAAGAGCCAAGGGCGCCACAUCACGGCGACACGACAGUUCCACCAGCACGUCCACGGACGGUCCUGCCGCACAUGUUCCUCAGGGAAGCGGGCCUCGCAGAGAAUCCAGUCGAAGUGCCGCAAAACUUACUGCCCCGCAACUUCGCCCUGCAACUUUGAGGACCCUACUCAAUUCACUGCAACCUACAACACGGAGGGCGUAUCAGGCAAAAUGGGCGGAGUACGUGGCCUAUGUCGCGGGGGAACGGCGUGGGAUGCACCCUUUUGAUGCCCCAACUUCAACACUUGCGAAUUUCCUACAGUCUCUGCUUACGCGGGGUCUGGUCUACCGCUCGCUGAGCACUUACCUAGCGGCUAUAGCUUUCAUCUUCAAACUGAAUGGUCCGAAGGACCCCACGCGUAAGUUUGUUGUCACUCAGCUGCUAAAAGGAGCAAGAAAAGCUGCGCGCCGGUCAACGAUACGGCGUCUUCCUGUGACGAGGUGCCUAUUACACCGUCUUCUACGAGCCCUGGGAAAAGUAUGUAUGUUGGAGCACGAUAAAAAGUGCUACAGGGCAAUUUUUUCCUUGGCUUUUCACGCAUGCCUGCGCCCUGGGGAAGUGGUCUACGCCGCGAACGGUCAACACACUCUCCGGCUGGAACAGAUAACACUCACAAGAACACGACUGGAUAUACUACUCGGUUCAUACAAACACAGUGCGGGUCGCACGCCUACGCUAUCUUUGAAGGUGAACACCAAUAACAGGUACUGCCCGGUACGAGCCCUCUCAAAAUACCUCGCCCUACGGGGUACGGCGCCAGGACCAAUAUUCCUCAAUGCACACGGCGCCCCUGUGACGAGGCAAGAUUUCUCUCGGAUGCUACGAGGCACCCUGGCCGCUUUGGGUCUUCCUCCCAACGACUACGCCCCACAUUCCUUCCGGAUUGGACGGGCCACGCAGCUGUCACUUGACGGUCAUCUACAGGACACGAUUAAGGCCGUCGGACGGUGGAGGAGUGACAUUUUUCACUCUUACGUCAGGCAAGAUGUCAUCUCGCUUCCUCAUUGAAAUGUUCCGCGGCCAGCGGGCACUCGCCCUUCGGGGGGGGGGGGGGGGUCCGGCCAGCUGGCUCUGAGGAGUGGGGGUGCAGCACCGGCCCCUAAGUAUUACGCUGUCCGCAGCUACUUUCACUUGUAAGAGUAUUGUUAAAUUUGUCCUAUAGGUGUAUUCUACAGCUACUAGUAAUUUACCAUUUCACAUUAUGUCUGGGAUUUGCCACAUUAUUUAUGUCAUGUGUUAGGCCACUAUAUGCUACUCUUUAAGCCCCGAUUCUACUUAAAAAUUAUGUUAAACGUUUGCCUUACUUGUACCAAUAGUUAAUAAGGAUUCCGCAUUCUUCAGACCAUGUUCUAUUUAGUUACCGGAUAUAAGCAUAUAUAUUAAUGUUAUUAAGUCAUUGUAGCCAAGUUAUACAUGUAUUUAUGCUGUUGUAA